Molecule: messenger RNA, 14457 nt
Organism: Caenorhabditis auriculariae
Lineage: Eukaryota; Metazoa; Nematoda; Chromadorea; Rhabditida; Rhabditidae
Source: the annotation of a GenBank genome assembly
AUGGUGUCUUUCUAUCGACAGCUCAAAUUCCUUCUUUGGAAGUGUUUUCUCGUCAAAAAGCGGCAAAAGGUCCUUGAAAACCUUUUUUUUUGUAAAAAGAUGAAUUUUCAGUUUUGGUUAGUUACGGAACUUUUCGUUCCAUGCAUCCUGUUUAUUAUUAUCGCACUUAUUAGAACCAAAGAUUUCAACGUCACGAACACCCAAUGUGAGUCUUGUUUUUUCGUUGCGAGAAAUGUGUUUCAAUCAUAAAAGUAUGCACAAAUCGUCAGAAUUAAAGUUUAGUAUGUCUAACAGUAGACAGCAGUACGAUCGUGGCUUUCCAAAGGUACAAGACCGAAUUUAUUACUUUUUUCUGAAAAUAGAUGUAUUUUUGGAGUGAAGCUUGGAAAUUUCUGCAAAUUUCCUAAAUCACUUUUUGACCUGCUGAGUCAAGGAUCCUCAUAGAAUUCUUAAUUUUAAAAAAAUCAAUAUUUGAAAAUUUUUUUAAGUUUUAUUUUAACCCUAUUUUUUUGUGCUGAUCGCGAACAUUUAAACUUCAAAAAAAUUUUUGCGGAAUGAGCGACAAACAAAUAAUUUUUUUGGCAAUUUUUAGAAAAUUUCAAACUUCACUUGAGAGAAAAUUCCCUUGUAAGUUUGACAUCAGAUUUUGACUCUGUUAGAGGUUGAUCAAUUUGAUAUAAUUUGAAGCUUUGCGGAGGCUAUUUAAAUAAAUUUUAACCUACGUUUCCUCUGUACCAAAGUAACCUAUAAACUUGAAAAUAAAAUGAAUUGGAUGAAGAGAGUGUUGACCAGGCCACUACGACUCGAAAGGGAUGCCGUCGGCAGGUCUCCUUCCUUUCAUACACUCGUUCUUCUGCUCGCUCUCCAACCAGUGCAACAUUGUGCCGACGAACGACGACGAGCUGGAAUUCCUCUUCAAUCCCGCUUUCAACGGCACCGCUUUCAACGGCACCGCUUCUCACAACAACGAAUCUUUGUCCGUUUUCCGUCAUCAGUCCUGGUCAAUUUCGGGACUUUCAGGGCAGUCGACUUCUUGUACUACUCCUCCUUGCAACUCCAAUACAUUGGCGAACAUCCGCAGAACUUCCAGCAGACGGUCGAAGCCGUCGCCGACCUCAUUCACUUGGUUGCCAACAUGAAAAUGUCCAAGAAUGGCCUUUUCCAAAUCAAAGAUGUACUGUUUGGGUUUAGUUUCUGGGCAUGAUUCAAUUUAGAUGUUCGACUCGACAACUUUGAAGCAACUCCGUCAAAGUAUUGUGGAGAACGGAGUUUCCGAUGAAACUGUGGGGAUGUUUCUUGAGGCCUGGAUCCGACUUGGCUCCAUCGCAGCCGUCUUGCAAACGGUCUGGCGUUUUCCAAAUCAUGAAAUCCUUUAUUUUAGAAAGAGUCGCUUGAAGACAGGAGGCUUCUUUCGCCCUUCUCGACAGCAGACUUCCAAUUUUCUGCAACCAGACUCUUUUCAAGGACAGCUUUCUACUUUCCGCCAGAGUAUGCUAUGGAGCUGAUAACAAGAGAGUAGUAUUUCUUUUCAGCUAUGAUUUUGGGCCUGAGAAGAUUGGUGAGCUUUGCAAGAACCUUGACGCUUUCUCCAUGGACAAUAUAUCGUCCAUACUGGUCAAAUCAUCGUUUGAGAACGGAAAAGUGAGUCCGACUGCUGGUCGCAGUGGGAAUGGCUCAAUGUGUGACGAGUGACUAAUUUUUUGGAGCUGAACCCGGCUGCAAAGCGACUUUUGCAUGGGAAAUAAAGUUGGCGAGUUGUCAAGUAAUUUCUUUGAAGUUCUAACGAGGGAACUUUUGAUGAAACUUUGCUGAGGUGUACUUUAGGACUUCUUGGUUUCAAGACAAGGAAUAAAUUAAGUAAGUUGAACCGCGACUGAGCCAUUCCACAUGCGAUCUGAGCGUCUGAAGCUUUCUCUAAUAGAUUUUAUGAAUAACUGAAAAUUUGAAGCCGUUCACAUUUGGAUCAGACCGAGGGAGAAUGAAAACGCUGGACAUAUUGAAUAAAUUGGAAUCUUUGCGAAUCUUCUCAAUGGAUCAACCUAUCUUCCGGUUUUACGAAAAGUACGGCAACACCGCUUGGCAAGACUUGAAACUGGCGCUUUUCUGCGGAAAAGAUCCCUUUGGUUGACGAUUUUUUCAGUUUUGAUUUAGAUAGUUCUCUUUUAGAUCUUCUAACAAAGUCCGCCGGGUCCAGUCAAAACGACAACGACUACGAAACGCCAUUUAUCAAGUGGGCAAAAGCCAUUACACGGUAAUUCUCCCUUUUUUUUCUUGUUUUUUUUAAUCCUAUUUUCGUCUUUAUCACAGCUUAAAACGCCGAAGUGGAGAAUAUUUCUCCAGUCUGAACAGUUCCUGUCAUUUUAGCCUUGGAAAACACAGUAUUAUAAAAAAAUAUUAAUAUUUUGUUUUAAGAUUUAUUGCUCAUGUUACGCCUGGCAGCAGUGGAUCGACCAACGGCACAUGUUUCGAAGUCCCCAUGCAUCAAGGUACAUAUGGAAAAAAAAAAUAGAAACUGUCGAAUUACUCAUUGUUGCUAAUUUUAAUGAAAUAAUCAUAAUUGUCCGAAAAAGAAAUAAGUUUGCAGAGCUGAACUGUUCGCAGCUGGAAGGAAGUCUUUUACUGAAGUUCCAGCCCAUCUUUUCUGGAUACAUUUUGGUGACUCCUCGAAAUCCGGCCACAGAAAGACUUGUUGAAAGGGUUUUGACUUUUCGUGUAAUGUCUUCCAAUGUUUAAUUCACAGCUGAACCGACCCCUGAAGCUAGUUGAAUACAUCCGAAAUUUGCUCUACUACUUUCCCGAACAGGCCGUAAAUCUGCAAUGGGCCAUGCACAAUAGCGAUCUCUGGCCCGCCAGUCAGGUUAUUUUAAGUUUGAUCUACGGAAAAAUGUUCCUGGAAAAUGGUAUUUUUUCGAUUAUUACUAGUCUAGUCUGUUCAGAUUUUAAAUUUCAAUUCAUUUAUCGAUCUCCGCCCCUAAUGCCGCGAUAAGCAAAUCAGAGAGGUAGCACUCCAGAUAGGAACUUUGAAUGACGUCAUGGAGCUUACUAGUCGUGCUAACUUUGAAAGUUGAAAUUCCUCAUAGGAAUCCGCUUACUUUAAAUUUGAAGUAACUAAAAAUUCAAAAUCUGUUGUCUUUUAAUUUUUUAUGAAAGAAAGGCCUAUUCAAAGUUGCCUUUUCAACUCAAAUUGAAUAUCAAAAUUUAACGUGUUGCUCUGAAAGUUAAAAACAUUUUCUUUGAUCUUGUUCUCCAUAAGCUAACAAAAUUAAACUUUCAAAUAUAUCAAGAUCCUAUUUUUCAACAGAAUGUGCUCGCCUGGUUGGAAGAGACUAAGCCGCCUUUCGGAUCAAUUGAAAUGAUCAAGCUUUUCUUGCAACACGCCUUCGGCCCUCCGACUGAUCCACAAUCUCUCGCCAUCCUUUUUGCCGACGUCAUCAGCAUUGUGAACCGCUUCACUUCGGCAAGAGCUCUCAAACGCUGAAAAAUGAGGCUGAAUCACAUUUUCAGUGCUUUUUGGUGGACCGUUUCCGAUUUGUUCCCAACGAGUCCGAGAUGGAAUCGACGGCCGUCUGUCUGCAGAACCAGAAUCAGUACUUCAGUGGCAUCGUCUUCGACAUGAAGCCAAAUGCGACGAAAUUCAAUGCCUUUGUCUCCUAUCAGAUCAGACAUUACGCUGACUACGUAGACGGUUUGGAUUUGAAGCCCUACUUCCAGUAAAAUAGGAUGUUUGAAAGGAAGGAGCAUUUUGUAUAGGUUUCUGUUGCGGGUCUACUAAAAUUUGGAUUCUUUUGAAAAGUUUUCGGUGUUUGAUCAUUUCUAGUGACCUCUCUAGUAUUGUCAUUGCUCUCAAAAGAUCCCUAGAAUUGAUCAGAAACGUACGAUUUUCGUUACCGAGGUCCGAGAAGAAAAUAUCCGAGUCCUUUCCGUAAAGCAAUUUUUCUGCGAAACUUAUUUUUUUCUCAUUUAUUUCUUCCCAAAAGGUAGUAGUUUUUCGCAAAUUUCCCAGCAUACCUUUUGGCAGGCAAUGAAAAAUUCUAAAAAUCCGAAAAAAAAAACAUUUUUUUAAAAUCAUCUUGAAGAAGUCGGCUUGGCUCAAAAAGCAAUUACAGGAACGAGUUAUGUUACUGACAGCCUAGGAAAUCCGUUUACUCGUGCAAGACCAAUGGAAGACUUGAAAUACCUCUUUUUCGGGUUUUCUUUCCUCCAAGGUUGGAUUUCUUCACGAAAUUGAAUUACAUCGGUUCAUAUUCUAGAAGCUAUCGACCGAGCCUUGAUCGAAGAAAAUUCGAAAACGGCGGUUGAGGUCGGCGCCUACGCACAGCAAGAACCGUAUCCAUGCGCCUUUAAAGACACGUGAGAUUCGUUUUUUCAUAGUAUGAUAAUCUGGUGGUUAGGUUCAACGUGACGCUGUUCAUGCCACUUUUCAUGCUCCUCUCGUUUCUGAUCCCGUCGUCUUUGCUCGUCAAGAAUAUUGUCUACGAAAAGGAGCUCCGUAUCAAGGUUUGCAGUAGGGAUUUUUGAUGAUUUACGAGAAAAUUGUUGUUUUUUUUUGGCCUUGUAAGAAAAUGAGCGAGAAUUUCAGAGUUACAGAGUAAUUUUUUAUCCAUAGUUCCUACUCUGAAAAUAGCCGAGUUGAAGUUAUUACCAAUGGAGCGUGCGCAAGUCGUUUUUGGUCGGACGCGUCUUUGGUUAGCCGCUUUGCAGCUGUUGCACGUUGAGUAUUUCAAAAGCAACCAACUCGCUCAAAGAAAUUGAGAAUAGCCAUAAAUUUUAAAAUUACCCUUAAUUCGCUACAAAAAUCUUGAAAAAAGCACCGAAGUUUUCGUACAAAAGCUCCCAAUUUACAUCCAGAAUUCUCUAAUCAGUACUUUACUUUUAGGAACAAAUGCGUAUUAUGGGCUUGGGAGAGUCUUUGCACUUGGUGAGUUGGGCGAUCGUCGCCUUGGUCCUCAACUUCAUCUCCAUUCUCAUUAUCGCUUUCAUUCUCAAGGUUUUUAACUAAAUAUUCGCUUCAAUGAGUUAUUUUUGUGUUUCAGUACGCGCGGAUUUUCAAUCAUACAGAUUUUUCGCUUCUGUUGGCCGUCUUGUUCUUGUUUAUGUGCUCUGGAAUAGGUGAGUAGUCUCAAAGAAAUUUUUUCGUUAAAAAUUGAAGAAAUAUAAAUUUGGAGGAGGCUUUUUUUUGAUUUAUUACAAUAAAAAAAGUGUAGCCCUUGAUUGUCAUUUUUAGUCUUUCUUUUUUAGAAAUUUUUUUAUUUUUUUUUAACUCGGUUCGAAAAGUAAGUUUGACAUUUUUAAAGGCACAAUUUUGAUUUCAUAGUCUGUACAUUUUUUUUUAUCAUUUUUCCAGCCAUGUCGCUGUUCUUUUCGACUUUAUUCACCAACGCAAACAUUUCGACGGCGGCCACUUGUAUUUUGUGGUUCAUUUUCUAUUUCCCGUUUCAACUCAAAAGGGAUGGAAACAUGUCGUUCUGGAUGUCAUCCACGGUUCUUUGAAGGAGAAACAACAUGAAAAAUGGUUGUUUCAGUUGUUGUUACCGCCAACGAGCAUGGGCUAUGCGUUCAGCAUUUUGGCGUCGUACAACGCCGUGGAAAAGGCCACUUGGGCCGCUGUCCCCGAAAUGGUUGUCAAAGGUUUGAGGCUCUUCUUGCCAGAUACGAUCUUGUUUUCAGGAACGGAUCUUGGAAUGCCGAAAUGCAUGAUUUUCCUAGGCGUCGAUACUAUCAUGUUUUUGAUCUUGGCUUGGUAUAUCAGUAACGUCGCACCAGGUUUCUUUUUUCUCACCUUGUUACACCUUGAAACAGUCUGGCCUGUCUGUUCCCUCCUCUCCCUCGAGAGGUCAUAGAAACAUACAAAAAAAUAACAAGAGGGCGCCGAGAAAUUAUAUAUUCUCUUCGAUUUAGAACAAAGGAUCUCAUUUUUAAAUUGAUGUCAAAAUCUCAUCAUUCGUAAAUAAAUUCUCAAUCGAAAAUAGGGAGUCCCAGUCGAUAGCUUAAUUUUAAUGAUUAUUUGAUAUGCUACCCCGAAAAGCUCUAUUUUCGAAAUUGAGGUGAAUUAUGAGUCCAGGUUUCACACAAAAAUUCAAAAAUAUUGGACGAAAAUUGAUUUUUUUUUUCAAGUCGAAAAAUUCGAAACAGUUUUUUUCAAUUUCAAGGAAAAUACGGUGUUCGAUUGCCACUUUAUUUCCCGUUCACGCUUCAUUAUUGGUACCCGAAAUAUCUACGCAAUAGAGUGGAAAUCGACGACGAUUAUAACUUCGACACCAUUCCAGGUGGUUUUCUUAGCCGCUUUUAGUUUUCAUUUUCUAAAUUUGGGAAAAAUUUCAGCUUCAAAUUUGUUUUCAGUUUCAAAAUUUUUCUGUUUCAUGCAAAAAAAAAAAGUCUGAAAACAAAAGGAUUUUUUUACGCGAAGCGCUAACUGUCUCACUUACAGCCCUGGACAGAUUCGAAACCGAGCCUCAAGGCCUCAAAGUCACAGUAAACAUUAAUUCCAUGGCCAAGGUCUACAGUAACGGAACAAAAGCUGUGAGUACACAGAGAAAUUUCUAAUGAAAGCUUUUUUUCCAUCGAUUCAGCUCGACAGUUUGAAUCUACGUCUCUAUGAGAACCACAUUACGGCUUUGUUGGGACACAACGGCGCCGGCAAAACGACAACGAUGUCCUUCAUUUUUGUCGUGUCCUAUCAAAUUUAGAACAUUUUCUCAGGUCCCUCUUGUGUGGUCUGUACUCCCCCUCCCACGGAACCGCCAAAGUUUACGGCCACGACAUUCGGAAAGACCUGACAGGAGUGAGAUCGGUCCUUGGAGUGUGUCCUCAACACAACGUCCUCUUCACUCAGUUGGCCUGAGAAUGCAGUUUUUCCCUAAUUUUGACCUUCAGCUUAACCGUUUCUGAACAGCUCGAGCUUUUCGCAGCUCUCAAAGGUGUUGCUGAUAAAGAUCUGAAAAAGGUAUGGGCUAUAUUUAUUUUUCGAGGCGUCUUUGUCAACUUAUAUGUGAGAGUUUCUUCUUUCGGUGUCCUGACCAAAACAUAACUUUGAUACUUUUAUAUACGUUUAGAACAGAUAACUAGGGAACUUUGUACGUUGUAACGUCGCAGAUAUUUUUCCUAAAUCACCAUUGAGUCUUCCAGGAAGUCUCCGAAGUGCUGGAAAGUGUCUCAUUGUUGGCAAAGGCCAAUAAGCUGGCUGGUACUCUUUCUGGUAAGUCGAAGUCGGAAAAAAAGGGAAAAAUUGUGAAUAUGGAGGCGGAAUGAAGCGGCGUCUUUGUAUCGGUAUCGCGUUGAUCGGCGGCUCAAAGUUCGUGAUUCUGGACGAGCCGACGGCCGGCGUCGACGUCACCGCUCGGAAAGACAUUUGGCGACUUCUUCAAAGGAACAAAACUGGCAGGACCAUCCUUCUCUCCACUCAUCAUAUGGACGAGGCCGAUGUUCUUUCCGAUCGAAUCGCUAUUUUGUCUGAAGGUGAACCAAUUGUUAUUUACCUUAGUUUCUACUUUUUUGUCUUUUUCGAGCUUUGAGAGCAACAAAGCGUAAAAAAACUUUUCAGGAGAGCUGAUUACUCUGGGAUCUUCAGUGUAUUUGAAACGUCGCUUCGGGGAAUACAUGACAUUGACUAUCAUCAAAAAUGUUGCUCUUUUUACUUUUUCCGAUUAAAAAAAAAUAAUUACAGUCUUCUAAAAAUUACGAAGAGGCGGUUGCACAGAUUAUUUCGGAAGCUCCUUUUGAAAUCGCAUUCAGCACGGAAAACGACGAUGAAAUCGUCUUCAAGUUUGUUCGUUUUUUCUUCAAAUAAAACUUCCGAACUCAAGAAUCCCUAUCACAACCGAUUCGAAAGAAUUGGAAGCGUUUUUCGCGGACUUGGACACGAAAUUGUUACUUCUCGACUUUGGCCGGUAUGGAAUCUCAGCGCCGAGUCUCCAACAGGUGGAAAUCAUUUUCUAAGGUGCGAAUAUAUAUAUGGAAGAUUUCAGAUUCUUCGUUGCGCUGGCCUCCACAAAGAGAGUACAUAAUCCCCAAAAAGACAUCCUGGGAGGCCUUCAAGAAAUGGAAAAACAAUUUGUGCAGGAAGUUUGUUGAGGAGAUGAACAGAGUGGUAUGAUUGGGUUUGAGGCGAACUCCGGACGUCGAAAAUCGAGAUUUGAUUCCCUCUGCGAGCAAUUUGGAAACGAUCGCCGGGAACAACGAUGUCGGCAGUUCGAGUCGUACUUUGGCCGUCAAAACUAGCGAUUCCGAAGAUGUGAACUCUAUAGAAGGUUGUCCGAGGAGAUGACACAAAUAAUCAAAAAUUGAAUAGAAAUGGAAAAACCGUCGAUGAUCACUGGAUGGCGUCUUUGGUUCCAACACGUCAGGGCCUUGCUUUCCUGCCGAUUGCACUAUUCUCUUCGCAGCAAGAGGCUCAUUCUUUUUGAGGUUUGUGGAGUCCUUGCGACACAUGUGUAUAUUGAAGUUUGUAGCCUUUGUAUAAUUUUGAUCAGGUUUUCGUCGUAAAACCCAAAUAAAAAUUACUCACAGAGACUAUUUCUAGUUUUGAAGAUUGGGUCCAGAUAAUUUCUAAGCGAAUUUCAAAGUUUACAUCUGAAAAAUUAAACUUUUUUUCAGGUACCAACCAUGACUUCAUAUUAACCUUCAGAGAGAUAGUUCAUAAAAAAUUCCAAACCUCACAUUGACCCCCCUUGUAAAAAUCUUUUUGCGAUUUCAGACUUGUCCAUGUAUAUUUUUCAGUUAUAAUUACAGGUCGUAAUCCCGAUACUGCUUCUCUUUGCAUGUGAACUGUUUGUGAACAUGAUGCGGACCAAAGCCGGAAACGGGACCAUCAUCAUCGUCCAAGGCGCGAUGCCACUCGAAACCUCGUUAUACGGCGAUUUUGUCGACGCUUAUGUCAGGUUUAAAAAAAAGUCGCGCUUGAUUUGGAGAACUCUUUAUUUUGUCAGUUCUCAUGACCGAAGUCUCAAUUCGACGGCGACAGAGCUGCUGCACAGUAUGCUCGACUCUCCGGGUUUCGGAACUCGAUGCGCCUACGAUGAACCGGCCUACGUGUGAGUUCGGGGGUGGCUCGCCAAAGAAAAAAAAACUAUUUGAAAACUGUUGUGGACCAUCGAAACGAGUUUCCCGCUCAGUUUUUGUCUCGUACUGGCCUGCUAGAAUGCUAGAAGUGUUACAGACAGAAAUGGCUCACCGAUUUUUAUUACCGAACCGACCAGAUUAGCCGUACUUUUAGGCCGCACGGCGAUAUGUGAGUCGGCAUGCCGUAGUUGAUCAUUCCCUUGCAUGUCCGAUCCUUUGUCUUUUUCUGCAUGACUUUCAAAGUUUUCCUCGGGGAAACUUUUCUUCAUGGCUCCGCUCCUACCUCUCAGUCGAUCAUUUUUUGGUUUCUUGGCUUCAGCAACUUUUUCCCUUUGUCGUUUUUCCUGCUUCAUCCGUUUUUAAGUUCAGUUAUUUCAUUGAGAAUGGCUCAACGCGUGCAGCUUAAGCUAAGAUUUUUUGAAUCUAUCACAAAAUUCAUUUGUGAUAACUUUUACGCAAAUUUCUGUGUGGUUCGGGAGUUUUUAAACGACCAGCUUAUUGAGAAAAACCUUGGUUGUUAAUUUUUUUUUAAAGUCAUACUCAAUUCAUUUCAAUUUUUUUGACAAGGCUUUGGAACUGAUCCAAUUCAUUUUUCAGUUUCAAAAGCUUUAAAUUUAUGUUCAUGAAAAGUAAAUCUGUUGUGCAGUUUCAUGCCGUGUUCAAUUUGAUUCCGCGAAAUGCAAAAUGAUCUCUGACUCUCCAAAAUUUAGUGAUCUUUUCCUUCCUCUAACGGGUAUUUUGCAUUUCGCGGAAUCAAAUUGUUGUUCCCUUUUUCUCGAUUUUUUAAAAGACUGUCCCGUGACAAGACUAUAUUAACUUUUUACCUCUACUAACUAUGCUCAAAUCUGAAACUUCUCAUGAGAUUGUAGGCGCUACGCUCGGAGUUGCUAUGAAAAGAUGGGCGAGUUCAACUACACGAGGUCUCUGGACAAAGUUCCAUUCAACGAGGAUAUCCUGUGCAAUUGCACUAACUAUGGCUGGGACUGCGCUUUGGUAGCGAUUUUCUCCCUUCGAUCAUCUCCGACGGCGUUUGCAGGAAGACUGGCCGUGGGGCGAAACUCCUUGGCUCAUGCUCAACACGACGGACAGAGUUUUCGACCUGAGCGGUCGGAAUAUCUCUCAAUUCCGGAUGGUCACUCACCUACAGACCGUCGCCAAUGCUACCGCUCCCUACUUGUUUGCAUUUCAAGACUUUUUAGUUGAUUCCAAACGUCUUGUAGUGUUGGUGGAUUCUCUCUGGGACACAAAAACCUGCGGGCUGCCACGAAAGAACAAAUCAACGAUCAGAAGGAGGGAUGGCAGCAGUUUAAGCAAGGUAACUAGGUGUGAAAAAAAGAAAUAGAACAAGAAAUAGAAAAAACCAGUUGAACUGUUUGCAGUGGCCAGGAAUGGAGAAUAUUUAGAAAUAGAUUUUCUUUAAAACAAGUACUUUUAAAAGAGGUAAAAAAACCUUUACGAUAAAAAAAUUUACAAGAGAGAAUCAGUUAUGAAUGUGAAAACGUUCUCUAAAUUUUUUUAUGCUUUGAAGCUAGUUUUCUGUUCAAGGUUGGAACACGACCAAGUCGACCCUGGGUAUCAACACGACGCAUCAAGAAGAACCCCGAAUCGUGGAUCCUUUCGUUGUCAACGUGACUGGCGACGACGUUGUCAAUGCCAUCCUCGGUCAUCUCGACACCAGGGAAAACGUCAAGGUUUCGAGAUGUUUUUCGGAUAAUUAUAGCUCAAUUUCUCUCUCAAGGUUUGGUUCAACAACAAAGUUUGGCCGUCUCUUCCAAUAUAUUCCAACACUCUCAGCAAUGCGAUUCUUCGGCUCGGGACUAAUGAUACGGGUUCGUUUUUGAAGGAACUUUGGGGCUACAUUGUGAAAAAAGGCUGGGAAUUGAAAAAAAAAAAAAGUGGAACGCAAUUUUUUUCGUAUGAUGAUAUCAGGAGACCGAUCGUCUUAUUGUUGGAAGAAUAUACAGCUAAUUUUCAAGAAACCCAAAAACUUUUUUUUAACUAAAAAAACUUGUUCCCGUUGGUAUUACAGAAAACUGCUCGUUAAAUUAACAGCCUAAUAGCCGUUUCACGUGCUUCCAAAUGUACCAUUUUCAAUUUUUUUUUUUUUAAUUUUUCUCCUUUUCACAGAAGCCCGACAACUGGGUAUUCUGGCGGCGACUCAUCCGAUGAACCAGACGGCAAAGGAAGCAGUCGAAGAGAACACAAAGUGGAACCUUAUUUAGAGAAUUUUUCCGAAUUGGCAUUUCUAGGUACAACAUGAAGUUGUUGGUCUUCCGCGUGACGCUUCUCAUGUUAGUUUUGGGCAUCAUUCCAGCCGGCUUCACAGUAAGAUUUGGAUAUUUCUAUGACUUUUUCUUCCUCAUUGACAUUCAAAUCCCAUGCAAAGUCUAUAAAUCAAAAUAAUAUCUUCAUUUUAUUUUACGUCUCUCUCUCAGAAAUCACUACGUUCGACGGUCGCAGAUUUCGAAAACAUGGAUUAAAUUCAAAGUUCAUGAAGAUAAACUCAAUUCGAGGAAAUUUAGCAGAACUAUUAUAGUAAAAGUUCACUCAAUGAAAGUAUGGGGAAAAACUCUAUUCGUUGUCGGUUCUCAUAGUUGUUAGACUACUAAUCAUUUCAAUUCCUUUAUGAUACCAAUUCAAACAUUUUGAGGUCUACCUAGUGGAAGACCGAAUUUGCGACGCUUUCCAUCUGCAGUUGGUCGGCGGCCUCCACAGACGGACUUACUGGGUCACAAGUUUUUUCUUUGAUGCGGUUCUCUUCAACUAUUCUUCGGACCAAUGAACCUCAAUCUUCAGCUUUUCUACACUGUGGCGAUAGCUAUACUGAUGGGUGUUUAUGCCUUCAUGAAAGUGAACGAGUUCACGUACAGUCGCGGAACUUUCGUCAGCUUGGCUCUCGUUUUUUGGCUCUUUGGGUCAGUCUUCGAGACUAAUCGGAUAAAAGCCGCGUAUUCAGGCUUUCGGCGAUCCUCUACGCCUAUUGCAUGCAGCGGUUCUUCACGAUUCCCGCGCUCUCUUUUGUUUUGAUCGCCAUCGGAACUUUCUUCGUCGGCAUUGUCUGCACCCUCACUGUCAUCGUUCUUGAAGGCAUGAUUCCGUCGGUGAGUCCAAAAAAAAGUCCAGAAAGCUCAGAAAAAAUGAGGUAAAAGUAGGAAUUCUAAAAACCUCGUGUAAAAGAGUUUUCAAUUUAGUUCAUAGAAAGCAUACCUCAAAAGCUCCUUAUUUUCAUACUAAUUUUAAAAAAAAUGCUCUUCUACUGCGGGAAGAAUAUUUAAUUGGGACUAAUAUCAUUCUAGGAUGUCACACUCCUACCGACUUAUACUAUCUGUUCUUUCGUGUUUCUUCUGCUACCGCAAUACAACCUUGGCAUGGCCAUUUUCCGCAGCGCCAGCGUCUAUCAAGUCCGGGAACUCGGCGUCCACUUCCUUCGUAAUCUUUUUAUCUUCCAUCUUCUUGCAAACCUCUGCUCUUUCAGAAGUCAUCAACAGAGAAGACCUCGUAGUGGAUCUGCCUCUGCCGGCCGACAUGGCCUGGGACGUGAUGGGUCUGCACAGCGCGGUCCUUCUUCUGCACAUCUUCCUGGCCGCGGCUCUUCUCGUCUUCUGCGAGAUGGACCAAUUCCAAUUCAUGAUGUUUCCACGUCAACUCACGGUCCCGAAAAACUGAUGAUUCUUUCAGGCGGAAUGAGCGCGCCAGGACCCAAAAGCUGCUCGACAAAGACUCGAAGCUGGAAGAUGAAGACGUCCACAAUGAGCAGCUCCGAGUUGAUCAAAUUUCUGCGACUGAGGGCGGCCAAGCACUGGUCGUUCGUCGCCUUGCCAAGGUGCGUUGAUUAAUUAUCGUUUUUACUGAAACAUUCCCACCUUUUUUCAUUGGAAACGCGACUCUUUGAAGUGAAAACUUUUUUAUUGAACGAAUUCAUCGAUAAAGUUUGGCAUGUUUGAAGGCCUACGGCAAAGAAAACUUGGCUGUGCGUGGAAUUUCGUUCGCUGUCGAGCCUGGCGAGUGUUUCGGCCUUCUGGGACUUAACGGCGCCGGAAAGACGACGACUUUCGCGAUGUUAACGGCAAAGAUGUAUCCCGGCCUGGGAUCGAUCGACGUUAAUGGAUGCAGGUUGACAACUACGUUUUUUAUAUUCAAUGCUUGGAAUUUAUUUUUUCAUUUGAAAAACUUCUGAACGCUUAAUUUUUAGCGUGACGUCCGGCAACUUGGAUGGCUUCAAGCAGCUCGGCUACUGUCCGCAAUUUGACGCACUCAACUCGAAGCUGACCACCCGCCAGAACUUGACUUUCUAUGCUCGAAUCCGCGGCAUUCCAGAGAAGGAAAUUUUCCCAGUUCGUUUUACAAAUUUUUUUUGAAAAACGCUGUAAUUUCUCUAGAUUGUGGAUCGCCUCCUGAAAUCCUUACAUUUGCGACCCUACGCCAAAAUCGUGACUUCGCAGCUGAGUGGCGGCAACAGGAGAAAACUCUCAGUGGCGGUUGCACUAAUAAGCCAACCUUCUCUGAUAUUCUUGGUUCGAGAGUUCGUCCAAUGACAUCAUCUGAGGUGUCUUUAGGAUGAGCCGUCGGCCGGAAUGGAUCCUGGCUCCCAGCAGUUUCUUUGGAACGUCAUAGAACGUCUUUGCAAAGCGGGCAAAGCCGUGGUGAGUCGGUCGUUGGAAGAUUGAUUGAAUGGCUUCUUUGUCAAAGGUUCUGACGUCGCACUCGAUGGAGGAGUGCGAGGCGUUGUGCACGAGGAUCGCCAUCAUGGACAAGGGAAAGAUCCGUUGUUUGGGUGGCAAGCAACACUUGAAGAACAAGUUAUCAUAUUUUUGGUGACGUCUAGUCAUCUAUCAAUUCAGAUAUGGAAAAGGGUACUCGCUUACGCUCAAGCUAACCCACAUCUCCGAAGCAAAUAUCGCCGCCGAGUAUAUCCACGAGCGGAUCAUUGGCUCGCGAAUAGAGUCUAUCCACUGCUCUACGGUUUGUUGACCGCAAAAAAACAAAAAUUGGGAAGUCAUAAAUUUGGAGAAACGCUUACGCAAACCGCAGACUCAAAUAGUUUCCAAAGUUAUGAUUUUUCUACCAAUUGUAAGAAGCUUAUUCAAUACUGCUCUUUGAGGUGUUUAUUCACGUCGACCAGGACAAAUCGACAAUAGCCAAUAUUUUGAAGAUCGUGAAUGAGGUGAAAAAAUAACGAAGAAUCUGACCAUCUAGACCAAAACCUUGUUUCAGGCGAAAGAGAAAUUUUCGCUAGAGGACUACAAUUUGUCGCAGUCGACCCUCGACGAAGUCUUCCAGGGCCUCACCGAACACGAGUGGAAUCUCUCAGGCGUGGCAAUGCCUGUAGACACCGUCGUCAAUGCUACAGGCCCUAAUGACGUCAGCACCAAAUCAGAAUCAGCUUACGUCACCGUUUGA